CACACCCUUGUUCUAGGUCUGUCUGUUUUGGUAGUUCACAAGCAAGUAUGACUGGCUAUGAAAGUAGUGGCUUUAACUCCUAAUCCUCGAGGCUCUUGUUUUGGUUUUCUCCCUCGCCGGGCUUCUUAUUAAUGAGCCCCAUCAUUAGCAAAGAUGGCGGCCGAGCGGCAUUGAAUACCUUCCCCAACCGCGUUUUCACUUCUUCGUGAACUGCGCAGACCUUUCUGGUGAAGUUACUCAACUCGUCCGCGGAGCGAAAUCGCCGGUUAGCUUGUUCGUGGCUAUCGCCGUAUUGUAAAAUGGCUCCAGUGCAGAUCGGCGCUGACGGGCAGUUGGUGCCGCUCGGGGGCCCGGUUGUCUCGGGCCCUCAGCCACCAGCACCCGGUACCCUGGCCACACAUGGAAUACGACUGAGCCUGCUUAUCGACUUCCUUCUGCAGAGAACCUACCAUGAAAUCACCCUACUGGCAGAGCUGCUUCCAAGGAAAACUGACAUGGAGAGGAAAAUCGAGAUUGUCCAGUUUGCCAGUCGUACCAGGCAGCUAUUUGUGCGCCUAUUAGCAUUGGUAAAGUGGGCAAGUAAUGCGGGGAAGGUGGAAAAAUGUGCUAUGAUUUCCAGCUUUUUGGAUCAGCAGACCAUCUUAUUUGUGGACACAGCAGACCGACUGGCGUCACUAGCUCGAGACGCCCUGGUGCACGCGCGCCUGCCCAGCUUCGCCAUCCCCUUCGCCAUCGAUGUCCUCACAACCGGUUCCUACCCACGCUUGCCCACCUGCAUACGAGACAAAAUCAUUCCGCCUGACCCCAUCACUAAAGUUGAGAAAGUGACAACCUUGAACCAGCUAAAUCAGAUCCUACGGCACCGCCUCGUCACCACAGACUUGCCCCCACAGUUGGCCAACCUCACAGUCGCUAACGGGCGUGUAAAGUUUCGAGUGGAGGGAGAAUUCGAAGCCACCCUCACUGUGAUGGGCGAUGACCCAGAUAUACCCUGGAGGCUCUUGAAGUUGGAGAUAUUGGUGGAGGACAAGGAAACUGGCGAUGGCCGAGCCUUGGUACAUAGUCUUCAAGUGAACUAUAUCCACGAGCUUGUGCAAGCACGCCUGUGUGCGGACGAGAAACCACUGCAAGACAUGUACAACUGCUUGCACUCCUUCUGUCUCUCGCUGCAGCUGGAGGUGCUCCACUCGCAAACCUUGAUGCUUAUUAGGGAGCGCUGGGGGGACCUGGUGCAGGAGGAGAGAUAUAUGCCCGCAAAACAUCUCACCCUCACUGUCUGGAACCAACAGGUGCUCGGUAGGAAAACAGGUACCGCCUCCGUGCAUAAAGUCACAAUUAAGAUUGACGAAUCAGAUGGAUCGAAGCCGCUGCAGAUCUCCCAUGACCCACCUUUACCCGCGUGCGACUCCAAAUUGAUGGAGAGAGCAAUGAAAAUUGACCAUUUGUCCGUGGAGAAGCUUCUGAUUGACAGCGUUCACGCACGUUCUCACCAAAAGUUGCUGGAAUUGAAAGCCAUUUUGAAGGGCAACAAUCCGACUGACAGCUCGUUCAUUGAAACGGCGCUACCCACUCUGGUCAUUCCGAUACUGGAGCCGUGCGGUCGCUCGGAGUGCCUGCAUAUCUUUGUGGAUUUGCAUUCCGGCAUGCUGCAGCCCAUGCUGUAUGGAUUAGAUCAAUCGAUGCUGGAUGACAUUGAGAAGACCAUCAACGACGACAUGAAGCGCAUCCUGUCCUGGCUCCAGCAACUCAAAUUCUGGCUAGGCGAGCAACGCUGCAGACAGUCCGUGAAGCAUCUUCCGACCGUGUGCACCGACGUCCUCCACCUCUCCAACACUGCUUCACACCCUGUGGGGAGCUUGAGCAAGCACAAGCUCUUCAUCAAGCUCACGCGUCUUCCGCAGUACUACAUUGUAGUGGAAAUGGUUGAUUUGCCCAGCAAUCCGACGGCGUUGCAGUACAAGUACUCCUUCCUGUUUGUGACUCAGCUGGAAGGCGACGACGGGCCCAUGUGCGCGCAGCUCCUACAGCAUUUCAAGCCCGAUCUCGAACAACUCGUCCAAGACGCCGCGUCGAUACGAGGGCACCGGCCUGCGUCAAAGAGAAAGAUGACAGGAGAGCAGGCAGAAACGGAGCCAAAGAAGCCCAAGCGGUCAGGGGAGAUGAGUGCCUUCAACAAAGAAUUGGCACACCUCGUGGCCAUGUGUGACACCAACAUGCCUUUUGUUGGCCUCAGAACUGAGCUGUCCAACAUGGAGAUUCCAAACCAGGGUGUCCAAGUGGAAGGAGACGGCAGCAGUCACGCCAUCCGGUUGCUCAAGAUCCCUCCUUGCAAAAGUGUCGGAGAAGAAACCAGAAGAGCUUUGGAGCGGUCCGUCCUGGACUGCACAUUCCGCCUGCAGGGCAGAAACAACCGGACAUGGGUGGCGGAGCUGGUGCUUGCCAACUGCCCGCUUAACAGCACUAAUAGCAAAGAGCAAGCCUCCACGCGGCACGUGUACCUCACCUAUGAGAACCCCUUGUCCGAGCCUGUCGGCGGACGCAAAGUGGUUGAAAUGUUCCUCAACGACUGGAGCGCCAUCAGUCAGCUGUAUCAAUGUGUGCUUCACUUCUCUCGAGCGCUGCCAGAGUUGCCCUCGUAUCUGGGCUUGUUCUCAGAGGUGCGGCUGUAUAACUUUCGCAAGCUGGUGCUCUGCUACGGCACCACCAAGGGAAGCUCCGUCACCAUCCAAUGGAACUCCAACAGCCAACGCUUCCACCUGUCCCUCGGCACGGUGGGACCCAACUCGGGCUGCUCAAACUGCCACAACAUCAUCCUCCACCAACUACAGGAGAUGUUCAACAAAAACCCAAAUGUCAUUCAGCUUUUACAGGUGCUUUACGACACCCAGGCCCCGCUGAACGCCAUCAACAAAUUACCAACCGUGCCUAUGUUGGGCCUUACCCAGCGCACGAACACGGCCUACCAGUGCUUCUCGAUCCUGCCCCAGUCGCCCACACACAUCCGACUAGCGUUUCGUAACACGUACUGCAUCGACAUCUAUUGCCGGAGCCGCGGCGUGGUGGCCAUCCGGGACGGCGCGUACAGUCUCUUCGACAACACCAAGAUUGUGGAGGGUUUUCAACCGGCCCCUGGACUCAAGACGUUCUUGAGCAUGUUUGUAGACAACAACCAGGACGCACGCAGGCGCUCGGUCAACGAAGACGACAACCCCCCGUCCCCGGUUGGCGUGGACAUGAUGGACACCCUGAUGAGCCAGCUGCAGGCACAGCCGCAAACCAUGAGGGCCGCCGGCAGCGGCGUAUACCCGCCGCUUACUUCGCCUCCGCCGAACUACCACGCAAACGUCACGCCUUCGCCUUCUAUGAUGCCCACGCAGUCGCCAGGGAACAUCCAUGCCUCUGGCUCCCCUAGUGGAGCGUUGAGGGCUCCCUCUCCUUUCGGCCCCACCCCGUCUCCAUCUUCUCUGGGCAUAGCCAUGGGUCAGACAAGCUUUGCCAGCCCCCACGGUGCUCUGGACCCCAGCUCUCCCUACGCUAUGGUGUCCCCGAGCCACAGGGGACAGUGGCCGGGCUCUCCCCAGGUCUCAGGUCCUUCUCCCGGGGCGAGGAUCCACGGCAUGUCGCCUGGGAAUCCGUCACUGCACUCGCCCAUUCCCGACCCCCAUUCUCCGCGUGCCGGAACUGGUUCCCAAAUCAUGCCCACCAGUAUGCCUCCACCCCGCAAGCUACCUCAGCGCUCUUGGGCCGCCUCCAUCCCCACCAUCCUCACCCACAACGCCCUGCACGUACUCCUGCUGCCUUCGCCCACCCCGUGCCAGGUGCCGGGCCUGGCGGGCAGUUACCUCUGCUCGCCAUUAGAGCGCUUCCUAGGUUCGGUCAUCAUGAGGCGGCACUUGCAACGAAUCAUCCAGCAAGAAGCCAACCUAUCCGUGGUGAACUCCAACGAACCCGGCGUGAUCAUGUUCAAGACGGACGUGCUCAAGUGCCGUGUGGCUCUGAACCCAAAGAACUACCAGACGCUGCAGCUCAAGGUCACACCGGAGAAUGCGGGUCCCUGGUCCCAGGAGGAACUUCAGGUGCUGGAGAGGUUCUUUGAAACGCGGGUCGCCGGCCCCCCGUUCAAGUACAACACUUUAAAUGCCUUCACAAAGCUUCUGGGGGCGCCUACGCACAUACUCAGGGACUGUGUGCGCAUCAUGAAGCUUGAACUGUUCCCAGAUCAAGCUGGCCAACUGAAGUGGAACGUCCAGUUCUGCCUCACCAUACCUCCCAGCGCUCCCCCCAUCGCCCCCCCUGGAACCAUCGCCGUGGUGCUCAAGUCUAAGAUGCUCUUCUUUUUGCAGCUGACGCAGCGAGUGCCCGCGCCGCAGGACCCGUUAAGCAUCAUCGUCCCCAUCGUGUAUGACAUGGCAACGGGCCUCACCCAGCAGGCCGACAUUCCCAGGCAGCACAGCUCUUCUGGGGCGGCGGCACUCAUGGUCUCCAACAUCCUGAAGAGGUUCAACGAGAUGCACCCCGCCAGACCGGGGGAGUGCACCAUAUUUGCAUCUGUUCACGAGCUCAUGGCCAACCUCACUCUGCCCCCGGGUACCCGACAUUGAACGACCGUGAACAAGCAGCUUAUAACACCCGGACAAAGCACCUGUUCUGUUACCCUCGCGAAGACGAAGGCUGUGUCACGCGUCCGCUUUAAAGUUUUGUUUUUCUCUCGUUACCGGCUAAAGAUGAGGUAUAUUUUGGAUAUCAGUCCUAUUUUUCCCUGGAUGGGGCACUUGUAAACAGAAUAUUAUCUAUUGAAAUGAAGAUUGUUGGCAAACUAUGUACAUUGUUGUAAAUUUCGGUGUUAGUUCUUCCUUUUGGUCACGACAUUCUGAGCUAGAAUCAUUGGAUUUCUUUGUCUUUGGUUAAGUAUUCUUUAUUUCGCAAUCGUGACAUGCUAUAAAUUGACUGUAUUUGAUUAUGUUUGAAAAGAUACAUUCAAGCUUUGCUUUUUAAAAGCGGACUACUGUCUUCCACUGCUAGAGCCUGAUAGUUUUUUUCCCAGGGCAUUCUGAUCUGGAAUUCUGCAUUUCACAAUUGUAACAAUAUAAAUCCGCUGUAUUUGAUAAAAAUGGAAGGAUUCAUUGUCAUUUUUCGAUUUAAAAGCAGACUGCACAUUUCACAUAAAAUGUUUUCUGUAUACCAAAUAUACAUCUGGCUCGAAUAAUGGACUUACCAGUUUUAGAGGAUUAUCAUUCUGUUGUUUAAUUGUUUAGGAAAACAAAGCAUGUUGACAUUUGGACAUAAAAAAUCAUAUGGGUUAUGGAUGAUGAAAUCACGGUUCAAAAUGAUUAUGAAUCUUAGGGGCAGUUUA
Messenger RNA from Corythoichthys intestinalis (scribbled pipefish), 5353 nucleotides. It is a transcript of the gene med14, whose product is annotated as mediator complex subunit 14. NCBI's taxonomy places the organism in Eukaryota, Metazoa, Chordata, Actinopteri, Syngnathiformes, Syngnathidae. Gene Ontology annotation, biological process: regulation of transcription by RNA polymerase II. The record is from RefSeq and is a predicted model, not a curated record. Gene Ontology annotation, molecular function: transcription coregulator activity. Gene Ontology annotation, cellular component: mediator complex; core mediator complex. The transcript has 30 exons. The coding region runs from base 300 to 4601 and encodes 1433 amino acids.